Molecule: messenger RNA, 2145 nt
Organism: Pediculus humanus corporis (human body louse)
Lineage: Eukaryota; Metazoa; Arthropoda; Insecta; Psocodea; Pediculidae
Product: sodium/hydrogen exchanger, putative
Exons: 4
Coding region: 1-2145 (714 amino acids)
Biological process (GO): proton transmembrane transport; regulation of pH; sodium ion transport
Cellular component (GO): Golgi apparatus; membrane
Molecular function (GO): sodium:proton antiporter activity
Source: RefSeq, a predicted model, not a curated record
AUGUUUUCAGUCAUGAUUGUUCAGCAGUUUACUUUAUUGUUACUUACUCAAAUCUGUUUUGCCCAAGAACUCUAUGAAGAAUUCUUGGGUCAUGACAACAACCUUGAUCAACGAUUUGGAUUGGAAACGAAUAAUGAUAUAUAUUUUAAGAAAUAUUUAAAAUUAGAAGAGGAAAAUAAGAUUUUAUCGCGAAAAGAAAGAAAAGUCAUUUUCAAUAACAGUUCGUCAUCAACCAAAUCUAAUGUCAGUUUUCGAAAUGCUUCGCACGUCAAUAAUUCCUUAUCAAAUUCCAUACAGUCAUCUCCGUCGUCUUCAAUUGUAUCAGCGUCAUCAUCAUCAUCGUCGUCAUCGUCAUCAUCAACUUCAACCACAACUUCAAAAUCACCACCGAUUUCUAAAUCAACUCAAGCGUCACCAUUAGGGUCUUCAACUUCGUCAACAACAUCUACAACUUCUUCGCCCUCUUCUUCAAAAAAACCUCAGACAAAUAUUACAUCAUCUACUGCUCCAAUAGAACCAGUUCUACCAGACAAACAUGCACUUGAAGAUGAACAUAACAAUUCAAUGUCAAUUUUUUUUGUUUUGUGUGUUCUAGCUCUUGGGAUUUUAUUAAUUCAUUUAAUGCUUCAAACAAAUUUUCAGUACCUUCCAGAAAGUGUAGUUAUUGUUUUAUUAGGUGCUCUAAUAGGUCUGAUUCUUAAUCUAAUGUCAAAUCAAAAUAUUGCCAACUGGAAAAAAGAAGAAGCUUUUUCUCCCAAUGCUUUUUUUCUUAUCCUUUUGCCACCUAUAAUAUUCGAAUCUGGUUAUAAUUUACAUAAGGGAAAUUUUUUUCAAAACAUAGGUUCCAUUUUAGUUUUUGCCAUAUUUGGUACUGCAAUAUCAGCAUUUAUCAUAGGGGCUGGAAUAUAUUUACUUGGAUUGGCCAAAGUUGCUUAUAAACUUUCAUUCGUAGAGAGCUUUGCAUUCGGUUCAUUAAUAUCAGCUGUUGAUCCAGUUGCCACAGUCGCAAUUUUCCAUGCUCUCGAUGUUGAUCCAGUUCUCAACAUGUUAGUUUUCGGAGAAAGUAUAUUAAAUGAUGCCAUUGCUAUAGUUUUAACAUCAUCCAUAUUUGAAUCCAGCAAUCCAAACAUGUCAUCAUCUGAAGCCAUUUUAACUGGACUCAAUCGAUUUUGUCUCAUGUUCUUCGCUUCUGCAGCCAUAGGAGUUUCAUUUUCUCUUGUUAGCGCUUUACUGUUGAAACAUGUAAAUUUAAGAAAAAACCCAUCAUUGGAAUUUGGUAUUAUGUUGGUCUUUACAUAUGCUCCCUAUGCAUUAGCUGAAGGGAUUCGUCUCUCUGGAAUCAUGGCAAUAUUAUUUUGUGGUAUAGGAAUGUCUCAUUACACUCAUUUCAAUCUUUCGACAGUCACACAAAUUACAAUGCAACAAACUAUGAGAACCAUGGCUUUCAUUGCUGAAACUUGCGUCUUUGCUUAUUUGGGAUUAGCACUUUUCAGUUUUAAACACAGGGUCGAACCAGCUCUAGUCAUAUGGAGUAUUGUUUUAUGCCUUAUAGGAAGAGCUUGUAAUAUUUUUCCUUUGGCAUUUCUAGUCAAUAAAUUCAGAGAACAUCAGAUAACGAAAAAAAUGAUGUUUAUUAUGUGGUUUAGCGGUUUAAGAGGUGCCAUUUCAUAUGCUUUAUCUCUUCAUUUGGAAUUUAGCGAUGAAACACGUCACGUAAUCAUAACAACAACAUUGAUAAUAGUUUUGUUUACAACAUUAAUAUUUGGUGGAUCAACAAUGCCGUUAAUGAAGUUUUUACAAGCGGGAAGAAAAACUAAAAGCCGUAGAAAAAGAAAAGAAAAAGAAAUAUCAUUGAGUAAAACAAGAGAAUGGGGUCAAACAAUAGACUCUGAACAUUUAUCACAAACGGAAGAAGAAUUAGAAGUUAAUUUUUUUCAAUCAAGAAUAAAAGGCUUUGCAAAAUUAGAUUAUAAAUAUUUCAGACCUUUUUUCACGAGAAGAUUUACGCAACAGGAAUUGAAAGAUUGUAAAAGUCAAAUGACGGAUUUAACGAAUCAAUGGUAUCAAGCUAUAAGAGUUUCUCCAAACGAAUCAGACAACGAAGAAUUAACGUCCGUGGAUGUUAAAAACUCUCAUCAACACUAA